AGUGGCAGUGCAGGUGGGGGGAGGUCUUCUACUUAACGCUGGAAGCCGUAGCGGGUGGCCAGUGCUGGGUCAGUCGCGGUGAGCUGAGGAACUGAGGACCCUUGCCUUACUACAGAAGCACAGCGUUGAUGCGGAACGUGGGCAUGGCGAGCAAGGCUUUGGCGGUAGUGGUGAUGGUAGUGGCGUGCUUGGCGGUGCAGGUGCGGGCGUGGGGCUCCUACUCCUGCAACAUCACGCCAGUGGACCAGCAGCACAUCGUCAACGCCACACUUCAGUCGGCGCAGCAGGUGAACUCGUCGCUGUCCAGCCUGGAGGAGAAGGUGGACACCAUCCUGGCCCUGCUGCAACCCCCCGGUCCCCCACAGGCCCCCUGGCUGCCUCCACCACCCCCUAGAGGCGCGGCUGAACGUGGGACGUCUGGGAAGAGGGAGCGUAGAGAGAGGGAGGAGCGCAGUAGGGAAGAGGAGCUCACCACAGUACAAAACAAAACAGAAGAGGAGCAUGACAGAGAAAACGUGACAGAGAAGCCUAGGGAUGAUGACAGGGAAGGAAGGACGGAGGCAACUGACCGAAUCGAGCGGGAGCAAGCGGUGACUAAACUGGAAACAACAACAAGGAAACCAGAGAGGCGGGAAGAGGAGGAAGAGAAGGAGGAGGAGGACAGCACAGGACCAGGGAAAGGCCAGUGCUCCGUGAUGGUGACGGACAACCACGCCACGAUCGGGAUGUUCUAUAUGACCACGUACAACCACGGCCACUGUGCCAAUCGCUAUCCCAUCACUUCUCCCAUCCGCUACUGCGUCGGGUUCUGCCACACACGCACCUUCGUCACACGGAAGGAGGGCAUCUGGAGUCAAGGCCACGAAUGCAAGAGCUGCCAACCUUCCCGAAUGGAGACUCUUCGCAUCCCCCUGGCGUGUGACGAUGGAUUCACCUUCGAGAAAAACUUCAAGAACGUGGUGGAGUGUAAGUGCGCCAAGUGUCGCCCCAUGGCACGCUGAGGAGCAGGGGAGGAACAUGGAACACAACCUGAUGGUCCUGUGCUCCCCUAGACAACGCUGUAUAUAUGUAACGCUGCCAUGGUAGAUAGGUUAAUACUGUAAAGGACUGGAAACUGGCCUGCCUGUAUGUCCUGGUCUCUGGUUCUGUUUUGGUUUUGUGUGUUGACAGACAGCAAUGCGCCGUCAAGGUACACCGACCUACACAUACACACACACACACACACACACACACACACACACACACACACACACACAUAAACAAACAAAC
Scylla paramamosain (green mud crab) is the source of this 1269-nucleotide messenger RNA. RefSeq lists its product as uncharacterized. NCBI's taxonomy places the organism in Eukaryota, Metazoa, Arthropoda, Malacostraca, Decapoda, Portunidae. The record is from RefSeq and is a predicted model, not a curated record. Bases 129 to 1001 code for a protein of 290 amino acids. The transcript is spliced from 6 exons.